UUGUUCAGUAGAUAAAAAUCGUCAUCUCCAUCGAAGAUGGAUCAACCCUUGCCCCCAACUCCUAGCUUCUCAUCCUAGCAAAAUGAAUUCAGAUGUUAACUAAAUUCAAUUCAGGACAUAAUAGGGAAGCUAAAAGUUUAUAUUAAAUGCUAUGAGUUUCAGUCCCGAGACCCCUCCGGAUUCUUGAAUCCGGGGAAAGAAGACCUCUAUUUUCCUUCCGGAAGGCUGUCUUCUACCCUUCAGGGUUGUUCCCAACGGCCUUGCAACUAUUGUAGCGACAAAAUAGUUGCAACUAGGAACGGUAUCUGCUAUUUCUGCUCGUCUCUAAUUCCGAUUCUAAGUUUUUCCGUUGUUAUCGUCGCAACUACUGUUGUUGUGUUUUAUUUUGGUUUUUCUGCCAAAAUGGCCGUUUCUGACGUUUCUCAGAAAUAUGACGUCAUACUUCGAAAAUUUAAAAAUUUGAAACACCAGAAUAUUCUAGCCUUCACAGUUUGGCCAAUCGUUCCAAUAGCACCGCUAAUCCUUCAAAACUGCUAAUUCGGAAGGCUAGCUGCUAAAAUUUCGAAUCUGCAUUUUCGCCUAUUCUGGUACAAUGUCACAGCUCUUUGUACAACAAAUCAAUGUCAGCGUCUCUCCACCAUGCUAUCUCCUCGCUGCUCGCCGCCGUCUCCAACUCCAGGUCCACCUCACCGUCGGGGAAGGUGCUGGGGUCACCAGCAUCCCUCGACCGUCCAUCUCCCAUCGCUGGAGUACUCAUGAAGUAAGGUUCUGCACCCAACGGCCAUCUGAGAGGGCCGGGCGACUGACGCGGCUAAACUAAGAGCCUUCCAUACGAGUAAUUGACAACGGGAGUCCGCAAUAUCUUCUCCACAUUGGGCCACAUCUGGCUGAUUCACUGUCGCAUCAUGUCCUUCACUCAUUGUUGCAUCCACGGGGUUGUCGCAUCCACAGUGCCCCUUUACUGUUAGUCCAUUUCUUGAUUUCUUUUAUAGUCAUUUUCGCGCAAAUUAUGUGAAACCAAUUUCCACAAUCACAACAUCGGAUACUGUACUCGUUCCCUAUCAGUCUCGAGCAUGAUGCACACCUCCAGGUUUUCGGCAUUGCUGGAGCAGUCCUGCUGUGAUAUUGAUCGUGUCAGUGUCCGGGUUCUGCAACCAUCAUACCGGAAACUAUUUAAUAAAUUUAUCACAACAAUCGUAUUUAUUAAAGCAAAGUGUCAUCAAACGUUGGGUUUUGUUUUCAGAUUUCAAAAUGAAAUUGUAUGGAUCCCUUACUAGCUUUUAUAUUGGCAAUACAAUUUUUUGCAUGGCCUAUAUAUUCAUAAAAUUGUUUACUCCGUUUUGUAGGGUAGCACUGAAAAGUGAAGAUGGUCCGAUUGGCACUCCUAAGUCCCCUGGGCCAUUAGAUGAUGUAUGUGGAGCCCUUAGUAUGCAAGAGUAUCAAAUUUUUAUGUUUCUCGGAAUAGUGAUUUGCGUGAAGACCCGAAAAGUUGGUAGCUGGCAAGAUUUUGCAAGUACUUGCUUCUUAUUUACUAAAGUUGCCAAUGCAGGUUUAUUCUACUUCCAAAACGGGGUUGCUUGUUGUGUUUACAUGAUUGCAACAGUGCUAGUUUUCUUUGUUUUCCCUGAACCAGUCUACAAGGGUCCGGAGAACAUUACUUAUUUCACUGCACAAACUUUUGACGAGGCUUUGAAAUUAGCGAAGUCUAAAAAGAUCUCAUGGCUGAUUGAGUUUUACUCCAACUCCUCUCAACCAUGUUUAAAAAUGUCGCCAUAUUUUUCCGAAGUUAGCAACUCCUAUUCUCUCAAAAACCUUAAAUUUGGAAAGAUUGAUGUGUACCGAUUCCCUCAAAUUGCCGAAAGAUUUCAAAUCCACAACGGUUUGCUGCGAAAUGACCUGCCGACAAUGAUUUUCUUCGAGAAUGGUGAACCGAUAACAAGAAGACCUGCUAAGACUCUGAAAGGCACUGCUCUGAUUGUGCUACCAUCUACUAAAAGUAUUGUGACUAAUUUUGAUCUGAAUAACGUCUACCAAAACUGCAAAAAGUCUCAAUAAUUGAAGAAUAAGACCUAAAAUUUUAUAAGCACGCAAUAUUUGUACCAGAUGUUUGCUAGCAGAUAUUUGAUAAUCAAUUAUUUCUUGACAAUG
Symsagittifera roscoffensis is the source of this 2148-nucleotide messenger RNA. Its product is annotated as thioredoxin-related transmembrane protein 2 homolog. Gene Ontology annotation, molecular function: protein-disulfide reductase activity. The coding region runs from base 1252 to 2055 and encodes 267 amino acids. Gene Ontology annotation, cellular component: cytoplasm. The transcript has a single exon. The record is from RefSeq and is a predicted model, not a curated record. NCBI's taxonomy places the organism in Eukaryota, Metazoa, Xenacoelomorpha, Acoela, Convolutidae.